AUGAGUUAGUCUCCCAUUGUCUUCACUAACAAACCUUCUAAACCCCAUCCUUUAGAUGAUAGUGUUUGGAGAUGGGGAUCAGUUUUGCCAAAACUACACCAAAAAGAUCUAUCACCUUAAAUCAAAAGUGAACCGCACUACUUCAAAAAUAAUUAGCUUGAAGAUAGUUAAACCAUCAAUAAUUAUACAGUUAGAUCUGUAGUAUUACCUGAAGUAACUAUUUAUUAUAACAUUAUUAGGAACCUGAAUAUAUAGAAGUGGACUGGAAUGCAUUCCAACUCAUCUCUUUUGAUUGAUUC
Molecule: messenger RNA, 299 nt
Organism: Paramecium pentaurelia
Lineage: Eukaryota; Ciliophora; Oligohymenophorea; Peniculida; Parameciidae
Source: the annotation of a GenBank genome assembly